This is a messenger RNA of Nematostella vectensis (starlet sea anemone), 3837 nucleotides long. RefSeq names its product pancreatic triacylglycerol lipase. Gene Ontology annotation, molecular function: carboxylic ester hydrolase activity; lipase activity; protein binding. Bases 633 to 2114 code for a protein of 493 amino acids. The record is from RefSeq and is a predicted model, not a curated record. Gene Ontology annotation, biological process: lipid metabolic process. NCBI's taxonomy places the organism in Eukaryota, Metazoa, Cnidaria, Anthozoa, Actiniaria, Edwardsiidae. The transcript is spliced from 8 exons.
GCAAUUAAAAACCGCAGCACUAAGCUUGCUUAAACGAGAGAGUUUAUCCUAACAGCGGUAGUCGACAACAGGGUAUAACAUCAUCUAUAAAGUGAUUAUAUGCAUGCCUCACGCAAACAAUUCGACACCUUUAAACACCCCAAGAAUGAACUUCUUAUGAGCCUCAACCCUAAAGGUCAAUUAUACCAACAUAUAAGCUAUCACAGCAAACUGUUAAGCUGUCACAGCAUAAACAUCGAGUAUUAACUCCGGCAAAUCAAGUGUCUGACGCGGGGCUGGCUAGACUUGUCACCAACCCCGACAGCCCAAAGGAGCUCUAUUUUUUACGUAGUUUAGGCGGUAGACAGACUCAAAGAAUAACUCGAAUACCGCACAUUACCCAUCAGACUCAACUCACAUCCAGCGCGAAAACAUCUGUCGUAUGUGCGAUCCAUAAAAGAGCUAACCUUGGAAGUGCUUCGGGCAGUGACCAUAAUUUCAAACCUUUGAACAUCAAACAGGUACUACACUUGUGUUAUUAAGUUAUUUCACAAUUGCGAGCGGUAAGUCACGACUCUAAAGUUCAAACUAAUUUGUAACCCUUACACCAGUGUGUAAAUUUGGUAAAUCAUGGAGACCCCUUAGAGAAAAGGAUGACCUGUCUUCAGAAGGGACGGAUUCAUAAGGAAAACAUAUCGGAAGUUGGUCCCUUGACACUCCGCCAGCUUGCUGUAGGCUGCAUCAUCGUCUUCUUGGUUUCCAACGCAGCAGCUGAGACCGUGUGUUACGAUGUAUACGGUUGCUUCAGCAAUGACCACCCCUUUAACCGCAAAUAUGUUCCUCUACCCGAGUCUCCCGCGUCCAUACACACGCAGUUCAUGCUUUACACGCGCGAGUCCCCAGUACAGUACCAGCAGCUAUACGAAGACAUGGAUAUUACGCGAGACACGCACUUCAACGCGUCCCGACGCACCGUUAUCAUCAUUCACGGAUUUGCGGGAUUCACGACGCUAACAAGCAUCCGCCAUGAGGUUAACUGGUGGGGCUUCCCAAUGAAAAACGAACUACUAUGGGAAGGUGACUUCAACGUGAUAAUCGUCGACUGGAUGCGGGGGGCCUGGUUCCCAUUCACGCGCGCCGUCGCCAAUACGAGGCUGGUGGGUGCCCAAACCGCACGCCUACUGCAAAUCCUUGAGGAAAGGUCUGGGCGGAAGCUAGCGUAUGUUCACGUGAUUGGGUUCAGUUUCGGGGCCCACGUGGCAGGGUACGUAGGCAGAAGGAUGAAGAAGCGUGGCCGUAUGAUAGAUCGCAUUACAGCGCUGGACCCCGCCGCUAUGUGGUUCCACAAACACCACGAGGACGUGAGACUGGACACGAGUGACGCACUGUUCGUUGACGUCAUCCAUACUAGCGCGGAUUACGGUAUCACCAGCACCAUAGGCCACGCGGAUUUCUAUCCGAAUGGCGGGAAAAAGCAGCCAGGAUGUGACAACUUUUUCAGAGGUUUCUCCAGCUAUUUGUUCUGUGGCCACAAAAGAGCGCCAGCUUUGUUCACCACUUCCUUAUACACAAAAACCCCUCUCUACUCGUACCCAUGUCGCAGCGAAGACGACUUUAACAGCGGUAACUGUCUUAAGUGUGAUGGGAAAUGUCCCACGAUGGGAUUCAGGUUAGACACCAAGAAUAACACCCUGUCAGGGAGCUUUUACUUCAGGACGACUGACACCGCGCCAUAUCGCCAGUACCAUUAUCAGAUUUCAUUGCGCAUGAUUAACUCGUGGUACGCCGGUCUGUAUGGCCCGGUGUUCAUUCAGCUCAAGGGAACAAGAGGAAUAUCUGAUGUAACCAAGGAGAUGAAGUAUCUCCCAGGAUGCACCGAGAAGACAUACCUGCUGACCACGCCACGUGAUCUUGGCAAACUCACUAAGCUGACCGUGUGGCAUCAUGGGGUAUUUCAGUCGUGGGGACUGGACAGAGUUGUCGUCAAGGCGGCUUGGAGUAAUGAAAGGUACGCUGCAUUUGUGAAUGAAUGGCUUCGUUACGGAAAAAGAGUCCACAAAAAGCUCCGCCCAUGGAGCGCGUACCAAGCUAGGAGGACAAGGCUUAAACUGCGACUCCGGCGAAUGGUGUUAUAAUUGAGUGUGCGCACAGGGAUUCGUGAGAUUAAGUUUUCUCCAGAAAGAAUAACCAAAACACAAAGUUGAAGAGUUAACAUGGAAGCAACUGCAAUAUUAUUUAGCUACCAAGUCAAACUUUUUCAAACUUCAAAUCAAAGAACUUUUAUAAUGUAUAUUAUCUGUAUUCGUCAUUUACUACCAAGUCUGGCAAACCGAACACGUAAGCAGGAAUGGGCGAAGCGGUGAGGAAGCAAUUAUUCUAUACUGUAUAUUUCUCGAGGUGCCAUCCCUCCUCUAGUCUCCUGAUAGCCUGGGUGCUUUAUGGACGUCUAGAUCUGAUUAUUGGACCUCAUUAUAGCGGGAUACUAGGCAAAUCAUAACGAGUAAGCUAAUGUAUCAUUCAAGUCAAAUGAAGGACUGUAAGAGUCAGAGAAACUUUGCAUGAGAAGGGAUAAAGCGACAACGAGGGAAGGGGCGAUGGUAGACUAUACAAUUUCCCAGACCUCCCAGGCCAGGCGGGAAGCCAGUAUUUUCCACGGAUGGGGGGGAGGAGGGGGGGGAGGGGGAUGGGGUAGGAGGGAACGCACAAGUCAUAUACAUCGCAUAUCAUACGGAAAAAAAAAAUAUUUGACGACCCUUUAAUAAGAAAAGGCCCCCCUCUUUUUUGAUCGAACGGAGGAUAUGACCUAGAGAUUAACUCUCCUACGAGCGAGAGUAAACCAAACCUCACUGAAACCUCUUUUAUUUAUAACCUUACUACCAUUGUAUUUAUAAAAUCCUAGAACAAGCCAAUGGUUGUGUACAUGCUGUUAAAAAAUAUCAAGUUAACAGAAACUCCUUUGUCGAUUUUAUUUAGCGUAACUGGGGUACUGUUCAAGAGUCUUGUAUUCCUGAGUUGCAAUAUUGGCGAGGAAGAGGAUGUGAACGUUGCACAGUAGACAUGCGAAGGAAGAAUUAUCCAGUAGCCUAGCCAAACGUCUUGUCUUGGUGAAUUUUUCUGCUAUUUCAUUCUUCACCUAUCAUUAGCUACUUUUAAGCUACUAUUUAAAAAUACAAAAAUCAGGAAAAAAAGACCGCUGUUCUUUCAAAUUUUAAAUACUACUUAUUAGCCGAGGGCGAGAUUAAUAAUUUAUUUAUUAUAUGGCUUUUUAAAAUAAUAUUUGGAAAACUUAUGCUGCUGAAGUGGAAGAAGGAACCCUUUCUGGAUUGUGUAGUUCAAGAAAAUAUCCAUACCAUAUCCAUAUUGAGGGGGUCGAGGUAUGACCCCCACCCCUCUGGAAUUUCCAAACCCCUGGAAAAAAUAAAUACAGUAACUGUUAAGGAAAAAGGGCAUUUUACAAGCCAUGAGUGCUCAACUCAAAAGCUCGAAAUAACGAGUCGAUUUUUGAAAUGAACCAUCGAAAAUUGCUUUUUAUGCCGACCUUUACAUGAAAACAUCAUUUCUUUUAUGUUUCAUUUAGAUUAUUUGUUUUUCACGGAAAAUCUUAUUCUCGAUUUUUCAAACUCCCUGUGACAAUUUCCCGCCAUAAUAAUUGCAACGCGCGCGACAAUUUCAAGUUUGCUGAAAUUUUAUUUGCGAUUUUUAAAGGUAGCAAAUCGUCUCUUUUAUACGGGGAAUAAAGGCAAAUCACUCGAGGAAUUUACCUGCCAAUGUAUCUUCAUUCAAGAGAAGUAUUUUAGUGAAUAUAUCUUACUGUCUGUGGAGAAUUCUAGUGAUGAAGUAAAACAUCUCUCUACGAUC